Molecule: messenger RNA, 1168 nt
Organism: Syngnathoides biaculeatus (alligator pipefish)
Lineage: Eukaryota; Metazoa; Chordata; Actinopteri; Syngnathiformes; Syngnathidae
Product: runt-related transcription factor 3-like
Exons: 5
Coding region: 3-848 (281 amino acids)
Biological process (GO): neuron differentiation; regulation of cell differentiation; hemopoiesis
Cellular component (GO): nucleus
Molecular function (GO): RNA polymerase II cis-regulatory region sequence-specific DNA binding; DNA-binding transcription factor activity, RNA polymerase II-specific; ATP binding
Source: RefSeq, a predicted model, not a curated record
UGAUGAAGCGAGGCCCCGCCCCGUCGCCGUCCCACUUCCACCUGGACGCGUGCGCUCUCUUCGGGCGUGGCGCAGCGCCCCCGAGAGGCCUGGUGCCGACCGACAGCCCCAACUUCCUGUGCAGCAGAUUGCCGCAUCACUGGAGGAGCAACAAGACCUUGCCGCGACCUUUCACUGUGGUUUCCCUGGGCGACGACGUCCCGGACGGCGCGGCGGUGACGCUGAUGGCGGGAAACGAGGACAACAGCAGCGCCGAGCUGCGCAACGCCACGGCCACCAUGAGGCGGGGCCACGCCCACUUCAACGACCUCCGCUUCGUCGGCCGCAGCGGCAGAGGAAAGAGCUUCACGCUGUCCAUCAAUGUUCUGACCACGCCCCCUCAGGUGGCAACGCUGCACGGGGCCAUCAAGGUGACGGUGGACGGCCCUCGGACGCCCAGACGACAGCGUCAGAAAGAAGCGCAGUCGGCACUUUUCAUGUCCUCCAGCUGCCGUCUGGGAUCUUCAGACAGCAGAUCGUCGUCGUCUCUGUGGGGCGGCGAGCCGUCCCUGUUGGAUCAGGUGGCCGCCCUGACGUCGCCCUUCCCCGCGCCACCCACAAUGCACCGCCGCCACCCGUGCCGCGCCGCCCUGGUCUCCUCCGGUCAGCCUCCCGCCUACGCGUCCUACCUCAGCUCGGCGGCGCCCCCUCCGCUCAACCACGCCGGUCCCUUCCACUACGGGCCCAAUCAAGCCGCCCAGAGUGCGGCGGGGGACGGCGGCGUGGCGGCGGCGGCGGCGUUGAGCGCUUACAUGGAAGGGGCGUGUUUCACCUUGAGAGGAGAGGAGCCUAUGUGGAGGCCUUAUUGACACAUGUUCGACCGAUGAGCCAAUCGGGAAGGAUGUUGCUGGGCCUCUCACUAAGCCCCGCCCCCAGCCGAGUCUUUUUCAGCCUGGAAAAAUUCAAAACUCUAAUUGAAAAUAGUCUCGUCCGCGCACUUUAAACUUGUAGAGUCAACUAGUAAUCAUGGCAGUGACUAGAAAAUGCAAUUUCUGUCAAAAAUGAAAUGGUGCGUGAAUGCUGAAUAAAAAAGGAUUCACAAAAAUUGGCUAAAACAAUAAUCAUAACAAUAACAUUUUGCGUUCAUGAUCUUUAGCAUUCACUCAAUAUUCAUUCAAAUUUACAUGGA